AUGAAUAUUGGCACAUGGAAUAUAACCUCACUUACUGGCAAGGAAAUUGAAUUAACUGAAGAAGCGAAAAAAUAUCAACUGGACAUACUUGGAAUUUCAUCAACGAAACGAAAAGGCAAAGGAACAUUGAGUCUGAACAAUGGAUGGCAAUUAUUUUAUUCGGGCGUCGAUCCAUCAAUACAUGCACAAGCAGGUGUAGCAAUACUCUUGCAUCCUCGUCUAGCCGAUGCCGUUCUGGAAUGGAAACCAAUCAAUGAAAGAGUCGCUCUUAUACGGCUUCAAUUAAAGAAAACAAACCUAACAAUUAUUCAAGCUUAUGCACCAAACAUCGAAGCAGACUACAUGACCUUCCUAGAUGCAGCUCUUACAGCUAUGGAAAAUGUUCCUCAAACAGAUUCUAUAUUAUUAAUUGGAGACCUCAAUGCACAUGUUGGGAACGACUCACAAACAUGGAAUGGUAUAAUUGGACGAUAUGGAGAUGAUGAUAUUAACAACCAAGGCCGACAAUUAUUAGAUUUUUGUGCAGGUGGUGGUUUAUCAAUAAUGAAUACAUUCUUUCAACACAAGAACAUCCACAAAUAUACAUGGUAUAAGACAGGAGAUCCUACGACACAACGUUCAUUAAUCGACUUCGUCAUUGUAUCCGACAACCUACGACGUACAGUGAGGAAUGUUCGGGCCAAACCUGCAGCAAAACUAGCAACAGAUCAUCACUUAGUCUUUUGUAUUUUAGAGUUAUCAUCGAAUGAAUCAAUACGAAAGAUGAAACCAAAGAAAAUUACAAGAAUAAGGUGGGAAGCAUUAGCAAAUGAAGAAAUCAGUCGAAACUACGCAAAAAUAGUUGAUCAACGAUACUCCCAACUACCACCGAGGGAGGUCGAUAGUGAAUCAGAAUGGCGUUUGUUUCGCAUGGCAUUAUUGGAGGCUGCAACGGAUACAUGUGGAACAAAGCGCGUCGGACUCCAAUAUGGACAGAAGAAAACAGGAUGGUAG
Messenger RNA from Rotaria sp. Silwood2, 993 nucleotides. The record is from the annotation of a GenBank genome assembly. NCBI's taxonomy places the organism in Eukaryota, Metazoa, Rotifera, Eurotatoria, Philodinida, Philodinidae.